Molecule: messenger RNA, 1297 nt
Organism: Panicum virgatum (switchgrass)
Lineage: Eukaryota; Viridiplantae; Streptophyta; Magnoliopsida; Poales; Poaceae
Product: peroxisomal membrane protein 11-5-like
Exons: 9
Coding region: 315-1016 (233 amino acids)
Biological process (GO): regulation of peroxisome size; peroxisome fission
Cellular component (GO): peroxisomal membrane
Source: RefSeq, a predicted model, not a curated record
GGCAGACGUGCCGAGGCGUGGAGUCUUGUCCUGCUACGACCCAUCCCUGUCCCAAUCAACUGAUCGCCCGCAAAACGGAGGUAGCAGCCGCAGCAAGGCAGGCUGGCGGCUUGGUUCGCCGAAUUCGAAGGCGCAGGCCGCUGCCGUCCACUCCCAGCUCGUCGCCCGAUCUGGGCAUCGACCGCCUGUCCAUGCUUCGAAUUUGCCCCUGUGUCAGUUUGCAAGCGCGCAGGGAAAGUGAAUAUCUUGGACCGAACCCGGAUCACUUUUAUCUGUUAUCAGACCUUAUUAGUUUCAGACACUGAGUUCACACCAUGACUUCUUUGGACACUGUGAGAGGAGAUCUUGCUCUCGUCAUUCUGUACCUAAACAAGGCUGAAGCAAGAGAUAAGAUCUGCAGAGCUAUACAGUAUGGAUCAAAGUUUCUGAGUAACGGAGAACCAGGGCCGGCGCAGAAUGUCGACAAGUCAACUAGUCUAGCUCGGAAAGUUUUCAGGCUUUUUAAGUUUGUCAAUGACCUGCAUGCUCUCAUUAGUCCUCCUGCCAAAGGAACUCCACUUCCACUGAUCUUACUCGGAAAGUCGAAGAAUGCAAUGCUGUCAACUUUCCUCUUCCUGGAUCAGAUUGUGUGGGCUGGGAGGACAGGAAUAUACAAGAACAAGGAGCGAGCGGAGUUCCUCAGCCGGAUAGCUUUCUAUUGCUUCCUAGGUUCUAAUACCUGCACAACCAUUAUUGAGCUUGCUGAGCUCGAACGGUUGUACAAUUCGAUGAAGAAGCUAGAGAAGGAACUCAAACCCCAAGAGCUGUACAAGAACGAGCAAUACCAGAUGAAGCUGCAGAAGUCCAAAGAGCGGCGUCUGGUUCUGAUCAAGUCGAGCCUUGACAUAGUUGUGGCUGUGGGGCUGCUGCAGCUGGCCCCGAAGAAGGUGACCCCCCGCGUCACCGGGGCGUUCGGCUUCGCCAGCUCACUGAUCGCUUGCUACCAGUUGCUUCCGAGCCCAUCCAAGAGCAAGUGAUACCAUCUGUAGCUGAGGGCAGCUGGUGCCUCCAUCCCCUACUGAUGGCAUCGACGACAACAAAUAAAUCCAGAAGAAACUCUCCGUGUAGCAUAUUGGGCACGCCAGCUGGCGUUAAGCGCGGUGGUGGUCAUGCUGUUUGGUAGAUACUUGUAUUGUUGACUUGGUUAUAGUCCUUUGUGGCUGAUUAUUGUACGAUCCAAGUUGUAGCUUGCGGUGCCGGGACUUGUCAUCAGUUGUCACGAAAUAAGAAAUGGCCCGUUUGAACUGUGAAGGAUGCA